Molecule: messenger RNA, 3043 nt
Organism: Chinchilla lanigera (long-tailed chinchilla)
Lineage: Eukaryota; Metazoa; Chordata; Mammalia; Rodentia; Chinchillidae
Gene: Pafah2
Product: platelet-activating factor acetylhydrolase 2, 40kDa
Exons: 11
Coding region: 141-1319 (392 amino acids)
Molecular function (GO): 1-alkyl-2-acetylglycerophosphocholine esterase activity
Source: RefSeq, a predicted model, not a curated record
ACAACUACCAAAGGGUCACGGACUCCUGGGUGGUUUCGCGUUUCCGUCGAGUGAAACCUCUGAGGUUGCUUCUGAGGGAUCACCUUGACUGGCCGUCAAGUCCAGCAUUACUCCGGUCAUUUGGUUCAGCUGGUGAUGAGAUGGGGACCAGCCAGUCUAUGUGCUUCCCGCCUGUCUCCGGACCCCACCUUGUGGGCUGUGGGGAUGUGAUGGAGGGGCAGAGUCUCCAGGGGAGCUUCUUUCGACUCUUCUACCCCUGUCAAGAGGCAGGGGAGGCCACGGAGCGACCGCUGUGGAUUCCCCGCUACGAGUACUGCACUGGCCUGGCCGAUUACCUGCAGUUUAAUAGGCGCUGGGUGGGGCUGCUGUUCAACCUGGCUGUGGGAUCUUGUCGCCUGCCUGUUAGCUGGAAUGGCCCCUUUAAGCCGAAGGACUCUGGAUACCCCUUGAUCAUCUUCUCCCAUGGCCUAGGAGCUUUCAGGACAUUGUAUUCAGCCUUCUGCAUGGAGCUGGCCUCUCGUGGCUUUGUGGUGGCGGUGCUGGAGCACAGGGACCAGUCAGCUGCUGCUACCUAUUUCUGCAAGCAGGCCCCAGGGGAGAACCAGCCUGCCAAUGAGUCACUGGAGGAGGAAUGGAUCCCCCAUCGUCGGAUUGAGGAAGGGGAGAAGGAAUUCCAUGUUCGGAAUCCCCAGGUACACCAGCGGGUAAAGGAGUGUGUUCAGGUGCUGAGGAUCCUGCAGGAAGUUACUGCAGGGGAGACUGUCCUCAACGUCUUGCCUGGUGGGUUGGAUCUGAUGACCUUGAAGGGCAGUAUUGACACGAGCCGCGUGGCUGUGAUGGGACAUUCAUUUGGAGGGGCCACAGCUAUUCUGGCUUUGGCCAAGGAGGCCCAGUUUCGGUGUGCUGUGGCCCUGGAUGCUUGGAUGUUUCCUCUGGAACGGGACUUUUACCCCAAGGCCCAGGGCCCUGUGUUCUUUAUCAAUGCUGAGAAAUUCCAGACGGUGGAGAGUGUCAACUUGAUGAAGAAGAUAUGUGCCCAGCACGAACAGUCCAGGAUCAUAACUGUCCUUGGCUCUGUCCAUCGGAGUCAAACUGACUUCGCUUUUGCAACUGGCACCUUGAUUGGUAAAUUCUUCUCUGCUCAAACCCGAGGGAGCCUGGACCCCUACCAAGGUCAGGAGAUUAUGGUGCGGGCCAUGUUGGCUUUCCUGCAGAAACACCUCGACCUGCAAGAGGACUACGACCAGUGGAACGACCUCGUUGAAGGCAUUGGACCAUCGCUCACUCCAGGGGCCCCACACCAUCUGUCCAGUCUAUAGGCACAACUAGCUGUUUAUGGAAGGUCACUUGAGCUGAGUUUCCAUUUGCGGGCUGCCCAGGAGCACCCAUACUCUAUCAGGAAGUGGUCAGCAUGACCAUUCGGCACGGAUUGAGAGGAUAUAAUCACACUGCUGAUUGGAUAACUGGGUACUUUAAUCUUGGACUUGAUGUUAAACUCACAUUGGGACAGAUCACUGGUUGAUUGGCAGACUGACUCUCUGGGGCCUGAACCCUGACGGUGUGGGGGACAAGCGGUGAGUUGGGGCUGGAAGUGCCGGCCUCCAGGCUGAGCCUGGAAAGCCUGGAGUGAAGACACCCUGGUGGGCCUACUCCCUCACUGUGGGCCAGGGUUGCUUCUUUAGCAGAAGCCAAGGGACAGAGUGAAAAUCUUUGGGCCCCUCGCCUGGCCUGGCACUCUCUUGCUUCCUACCUCUCAACCUUCUCCCUCACAGGGUCACUUGCUGAAGUAUGAACACUUCAGGUAGCUUUCUAGGAUAUGGGCCGUCAUCACAUUUGCCAUUUAUUUUCAAGUGUUCCCACUGCAAGAAACAGCCUCGGGCACUUAGUCCUGAGUGACAUGAGCCCACAGGGAGCAGACAGUAUUGUUCUCAUAACACAGGAAGAGACACACAGGCCCAGAAGCUCUGGGUGUCUUUGGGGUGUUGCCAAAAGUGUGUCCUGACAGGAACCAACAUGAGGAGGUUGGGAUGAGCAGGUAGAAUAACGGUGCUUAGUAGCCAUUCACACAGGCCCUUGCCACAAGAGGGAGGUGGUUUGGUCAGCAUAAACCCAGGAGGCCACUCCUAGAGAAGUCUAGGGUCAGCUUGGUCUUGCCUCCUACCUCAGAUACCAUGAACCUCCAACUUACUCAGAAUCGGGGUGCUUUCAUUGUCUGUUUUGCUUCAAGGGUCUUGGCCCAACUUUAAGUCAGGAUACUAGAUUUGCAUUCUGUUCCAUUUAUAAUUUAAGUGAUACUGAUACUCACGUUUGCCUAACGAUAUGUUAGAAUAUUUUCUCUAUUUAAUCUGCAUUAGAGCAAGAUGGAGAGCCAUCUGGGAGUGACUUUUCCUUCUGUUUUUCUUUGUUCACUAACCACUCUGUGAAGAAAAAAAAAUCUUUAAAAGAAAAGGAAAUCUUCCUAGAGGUGUAGUUCAAAGCUGGAUGGGAAUGUCCACCCAAGACCCCAAGACUUCUCACUUUAGUCCAAAGAAGGGGACCCCAGGAGAGGCUAGAACAAAAGAGAAGUGUGCUUCUGCAUGGUAGUUCAAGGUUAGGGCUCCCAAAGCAAGCUGUGAUUUCUAGUGAGACACAGGGUCAGGAGGAAAUGAUUACAACCCUGGGUUCUGGAGUGAGAUAGUCUGCUUCCAGGUCCUAGUUCCACCACUGCCAACUGGAUAAAUUUGAACAAAUGAUAUGCUUUUUCCAAUCUCAAUUCCUGAAUUUCUAAAAUGAGGGUCUACCUUACGAAUAGUGGGGAGAAUUAACUGAGAGGGUAUAUAACCCAUGGGUUAUUAAAAUGUAUGUUUUCUACUUUCCAAAUACAGGAGGGUUUUCUAAGUUAUAGUUAUUAUUUUCUAGAUGAAUUGCUUUGUGGUCAGAGAAAAUGACCCAUUUGAUUUCCAUCCUUCAAGAUUUAUUGAAACUUAAUUGUUGGCCCAGUGUGAGGUCGAUUUUGUAAAUGUUGCACAUAUACUUAAAAAAAAAAAAAUCUGUCUACUCCGAA